CGGCUGGUCUCUUGCACUCGAAUCUGAAUCAACACGCAACAAAGAAUUGAUCGGGCUUGAAAGUGUUUCGCAUUUUCGCCAGUACCAAAUUCAUCGAAAACCCCUUCCAUGAGCGGAGAUACAAUCUUGGUUGUGUCCCGUACUGCCCGAAAUGGAGAUGUCCGUAACCAAUCCUCAUGGCCACCCCGAAGUAUCUUCUACGACGUUAUCGCCAGACUUUAAUCUGGACUUUCUGGGCGAUGACUUCGGGACGGAUUGGUCACAAGAACACGAUGCCAGACCCGAAUUACCGCCGCAGCCUACUCCUUUUGGCCUGAGCAAUGAAAACCAGCCAGGCCCCGCUACCGAGGUCGCCGCCGCUUUGCCAUGCAGCAUUAGUGACCCGACGUCGUCAACUUCAGACAAUCUGUAUUUGCAGGCUGCAAAUCAGGAUAUUACCCAAUCUCCGCCGCUAUCUCCAAUUACCACUGAAACUGGGACGUCUCGGUGCACUUUCUGUCGUCCACAGAAGAACCGUCGGAUCGAAUUUUCCAGCGAAGCGGCGUUAAAACUGCACAUCGAAACCGACCACCAGUUCCAAUGCCACAGCUGCCCCAACGUCGGAUUUAAACACCGAUACAGGCUCGCCAAUCACUACAAAACUCAGAAACACCGGCCCAAGACCCCUGGUCGUCCGUCUGAUCCAUGCUACAGGUGUGGCAGAUGCGGCCAAUUCUGCUCACAUCGGGGAAACCAUAUCCGCCACAUACAGACCUGCAAAGGGGGGAAAUUGGAUCAACCAAUGAGUUAUGAGUGCGAUGAUCACGGUGCGACCAGCGUUGAUAGGAACGAUCAUGUCGCUCAUUUGAAUCGUUGCAAAAAGAAGGGACAGAAGAACAGUCACGCCGGGCGAGAAACCGGCAGCAGUUCUGGGAGCGGGUCCCCUUCCAGCACCGGGUCGUAGGUGCACCGGUGCACUACAGCAAUACCGCACCUCGGCACUCAUCAGACUGGUCGGCGGUCCCAAGGUCCACAGGGACGGCAGCGGGCCGGGGCGAGUGGGGUCCACCCGACCCGACCGGUCCGUAAAGCGGGGC
Neurospora tetraspora is the source of this 1076-nucleotide messenger RNA. RefSeq lists its product as uncharacterized. The coding region runs from base 152 to 943 and encodes 263 amino acids. The record is from RefSeq and is a predicted model, not a curated record. The transcript has 3 exons. NCBI's taxonomy places the organism in Eukaryota, Fungi, Ascomycota, Sordariomycetes, Sordariales, Sordariaceae.